This is a messenger RNA of Aplysia californica (California sea hare), 3831 nucleotides long. Its product is annotated as dynein assembly factor 4, axonemal. Lineage: Eukaryota; Metazoa; Mollusca; Gastropoda; Aplysiida; Aplysiidae. The coding region runs from base 163 to 1374 and encodes 403 amino acids. The record is from RefSeq and is a predicted model, not a curated record. Gene Ontology annotation, molecular function: protein binding. Gene Ontology annotation, biological process: inner dynein arm assembly; outer dynein arm assembly; cilium movement. The transcript has 11 exons.
CAAUUCUGCAUUUGAAACUCAUUUUCGUAAACAGUUUAAAGUCCUGUCCACCCAAACAAACAAACAUUCCUGGAUUGACGACGCUGAUUAGGCUACUGAUUUGAGAAGGGAAGAACAUAAUUUGAUCAGUUGAGAGACGAAGAUAGAAUCUCAAUCAAUACGAUGCCUCUCAUUGUGAAGGAUUUUGGAUGGGAGGAGACAGAUAAAAUGGUUUGGGUUACAGUUCCGCUCAAAGGGGUGAAGGCAAACAAAGUUGACAUUCUCUCAUCCGACGAAUAUUUGAAGGUCAGCUAUCCUCCAUAUCUUUUCGAAUGCCUUCUUUUUGCUGCUGUUGAUGAUGGUAAAGGAUCUGCUCAAGUUGGCAAUGGUGCAGUAGUAUUCAAACUUUACAAACAAGAACCUGGUUUGUGGAACAGGCUCCAGUCUCCUGAUGCAGAUGAUAAACAAAUUAUGAAACAGAAGCGGGAAGAAGCGCAAGAAAAAGUGAAAAAGAGACUUGAAGAAGAAGCUACUUUGAAGUCCACAACAAAGAGAGCCAAUGAAAAGCUUGCUAUCAAUGAGAUGAUGAAGAUAGAGGAUGGAGAACGUGAGAGGAUAUCAAGUAUCAAAGAGUCUGAAAGGAAUAAAGCCACAGAGGAUUUGGAACGAUGGAAAGAGGAGCAGAGGAUCAUAGCAGAGAAGGAAAAGGAAAAACUACUAGCAGCUCAGAGAGAACAAGUUGAAGCGGAAAAAGAACGAGAUCGCGAGGAAAGGCGAAAACAACGGAAGGCAAAAGCUAAUAACAUAUUUGAAAAGGAGAACAAAAGUGGAAAUGCUCCUCGAGAGAGUGGAAAGAUUGUUGUGACUCACACUCCACGGGUGUUCCCCACACCCACCCGCGAGUCUCAGACCCCACAGGAAGAAGAGUGGUUGAAAAAACAAGCUGAAGCAAAGAGGUCUAUUGAAAUGUCCCUAGAUAAGGACUUAACAGAAGAGGAGAAGAACCCACAAUGGCUUCAGGACAAAGGAAAUUCUUUCUUCGCCUCCGGUGACUACAAAUCUGCCAUCAACGCCUAUACUCACGCCAUUCAUCUGACACCAAAACUGCCAUCACUCUACUCAAAUAGAGCUGCCUGUCAUCUGAAACUGAGGAAUUUUUUUAAGGUCAUUGAGGACUGCUCAAAGGCUAUGGAUCUGCUGUUUCCCCCUGUGCCACAGAAUGCUAAGAGUAGGUGCAAAGCUUUAGUGCGGAGAGGUACAGCUUUCUGUGAAUUGGAGUUGUAUGUGGAGGGUUUAAAAGACUAUGAAGCUGCUUUGGCGGUUGAGCCAAAAAAUGAGGCUUUGGCUGCUGAUGCUGAGAGGAUUCGUCAAGUGAUUCAGUCUACUGAAGCAUGAUUGUAGCUUGACUUACACAUUGAAAGGGUUUAUUUAUGAUUACAUGAAUAGAAUAUUGUCGAUAUUUUCAAUUUGCAAAUAGGGCCUCCUGAACUGUGGCAUCUGUGUUAACUCGUUGUAGUUUGUAUUCCUUAUGAUAAAGGCCUUCUACCUCUCAUUUAGAUGAUGGGGUUUCAGGGUGGAUCUUUUGAUUAUUCAAAGGAGCAUUUGCUGAUGAAAUAUUUCCUUUUGCACAAGUCCAUUGAUGUGGAGAAUAGUUUCUAACUGUUAUCAGGUUCCUUGGUCCUGUGGGUGCCCCAAGUGUGCGCCUGAUGUAAAUUAUUUCUGGCCUUACAAGACUAAUGUGUUGUAUUUAUUUCUUCAGAACCCUUUUCCUUUACUGUUUAAAAGUAUGCAAAGCUCUUGUGUCUGCUUUUGCAAGAUUGCAAAUCCAUUUACAAAAAUUACAUUUGUGAUAAUAUGCUGUUUGACAGCUACCUCCUUUUCAGUUCAGUUUUCGUUUUUGUGUUUUGAAAAAUCAUAUACUGCAUCACAAUCUUUUUGUUGUGGACUGGGCUGGCUAUGUCAGUCUUCCAACAUUCCAGCAGUUAUUGUAAAUAUUUGAUUAUAUGUUUUUCUCUUCAUAAAUCUUUCCAUGUUCCAUAAUCUUCAACACAGCAACGGGGUAUUCAUGAUGUGUUGAAUUAAUUGACAUCCUGCAAAUGAAUAAGAUUACUCGUUGUGGCUAUUUUAUUUCAUAACUUAAAUAAGCUUUUCUAAGAUUAUUUUGCAUUGUGAUGUUUUUUUGGUCAUAAUUGUUUUGUUUUUUAUCCAAAGGCCUGCCAUUUCUGUUCCGUCCGAGAAAAGACUGCCAUUUUGUUACUAUAAAGAUGAUCAUCCUUUCUCAUUUUAAUUUAAAGUUUAAUUAACUGAGGUAAAGAAAUUUGCACAGAAACUUGAGAAUCGUCCCAAUGUUGAUGUUUUUGUUCGUUGUACCACAUUGAAGACAUCCGUCCAGUGUUUUCUUUUGUUUUUCAUCUUUUAUUUCCCCUUUAUUUGAAAAUUUUCCUCGAAGUGUGAACUUACCAGUAAUGAGAAAUAAAAAAUUUCUCUUCAGCUACUGAUUUUAGGUAACUCCUUACUUCAACAUUUAUAGUAGGAGUUACCUUUCUUAUAAUAUCUUUUGACCAUCUAAGCUGAAGUUUUUGUAUCUCAUACAUUUUACCUCUUUUUUCAUGCUCAUUUUUGUGUCAAAGCUCUAUGUAUGUACCUUUUGAAGGCAUUAAUAAUGAAAUAGAGAGGAACUAGUUGUAACUAACUGUCUUACUCAUGCUUUUAAAUACUCCAGAGCAAAGCUGAGUAACAGCUAGCUCAGAAUGAUUUACCAGCCUGGUGUGGAAGGUUGAAACCCAAACUCGCUCACGUUAUUCUGUGAUAUGUUAUCUAUCCAGGUGACAAGGAGAAUGGAAUUAGUGUCCGUUCACCUUUUUAAAAUAACUCCAACAGGCCUCCUGAAGUUGCAGCAUGGCAUUUAAAGUUUAUGUUGAUAGAAUGUAGCUGCUUAGCUUUACCUUUGUGUUCUACAUCUCAAGUUGGCAUGUAAUGCUGGUUGUGAGUGUAUAACAUAUACAUAGCUGAAGCUUUUUUAGGCUGUCUUAUGUUUUUGCUGACAAGAUGGGCAAUGAUUAUGUUGUUGUUGUUUUUUUUAAUAUCUGAACUGAAUAUCUUUUUAUGCCAUGGCAACCCCAAUUACUGAAUUUUCCUGCUUGUGCUUUGAUAGCCUUUGAGCUAAGUGGGUGUGAUAAUCUUACUCUUGUCAGGGGUUUGUCUGAAACUUUAUCCAUGAUAUCAGAGGCAGCACAAACUAAUGGGAUAGACAAUUUCAGACAACCUUUUGCUGAUUUUAUUUUUGAGUAGCUGCUGAGUGUCUGGCUUUAUUUAGAAUGAAUUAAGGCUGAAUGAUGUACAAGAGUUAUGAGGUCAUCAACCUUGAAAUAUAUUGAUCCAGUAGUGUUAUGACUGUUAUCGAUCCAGGAACUGGGAAGUCAGGGCCUAUUGAUUCAUCCUCACUUUCAUAACUGUAAUGUUUUUAUUUUCUCUGUAUUGUAGCUGCAACUCAUCCUUCCGUUUUUCUAGGUUGUCUCAAGGGAGUGAAAACAAGUAAACAUGCAGAGGUAGUCAAAUACUAUGUUCAGUUAUCAUUGUAUGGUUGCUACACUUACGUCAUGUGUAAUUUUAGAUUAUUCUUUGUUCCUGUACUCUUGAAUGUGUCAAUGUUUGUGGUGUUCAAGUGUUUGCCAGCAGUAGCAUUAAAACAAUAGAAAAGAGAGAAUGUAUAUUGAGCAAUAGGGUUGAAAGCAAAAGUGUAUUCUGAUUGAAUAUUAUGGAUGAAAAUUCAUCUUGGUUUGAAACUGUGAUCUUUUGGUAUAUUUUGCUGUGUUUUAUGGUCAGAAUGAAAAUUAAAGUUGCUUGACAUGC